Molecule: messenger RNA, 1347 nt
Organism: Thermothelomyces thermophilus ATCC 42464
Lineage: Eukaryota; Fungi; Ascomycota; Sordariomycetes; Sordariales; Chaetomiaceae
Exons: 5
Coding region: 1-1347 (448 amino acids)
Cellular component (GO): nucleus; cytoplasm
Source: RefSeq, a predicted model, not a curated record
AUGCCCAAGGAUGAGCGCGAGCGUCAAAUCCUCGACAAGCUCACUGCCAUUCAGGACAAGCUUCUGCUCCUGAAAAGGGAUCGAACACAAUACAUUAGAAGCCAGGAUGUGAUGGUGCUGCACGACCAACUGGUGGAACAGGUUAGGCAACUGAACGAGAUUCGCAAGGGGGAGCACAAGGGAGAAAACCGAUUGGACAAGGUUCUUGAGAGCUGCCUUCAGCUUAUCUCAUUGUUCUUCAUGACGAUCGGGCGGACGAGCGAGGUGCCAGCAGCUUAUGCGCUCACAUCGACCAUCAAGCGGCUGCUUGACCACCUGACCGAAGCAAGGCUCUUCUCGGCCAAGGACCUCACUAGCAUAUCCAACACUCUCGACAGGUUGGAGGGCAUUCUAGCGAAUGACGAACCGCAUCAUUCCCCGUAUCUCGCCGAGCUCUUGGCACACCGUUGCGCACGAUGCAAAUCGACGCUGGCCAAGCUGCGGGAGCAGCUUGAUCAGCUGGAUGAGCCAGUCCAGGUCGUAUGGGAGCGACUGAUUUCGAUCCUGCGGUCGAUGUCGCUCGCAAAUACGAAGUCGAAGUUCUCAACGACGGAGGUCCUGAAGCUCAAGGCGAAGUUGAGGGAAAUCGAGGAAUCAAUGGUAGAUGGCAAGUUUCUGGGCGAGGACGGCCAGGAGCUCCGGGGAAGCGAGGCGGUGGCUGAACUGCUUCGCCGGUGUUUGGCGUGGUCGGACAUCGUCCUUGAGCGGAAGGGAGUGAUCCCGGACGCUUUCAAAGACAAGUACAACAUUCUCAUCAAUAUCCGCAACGACCUCGAAAAACUCUCCAUCACGCAGGCUUGGUCGUUGCGCGAGACGGAUCUCUACGAUUUCCAGCGGCAGCUCGACAAGAUUGAUGAGGCGCGGGUCGACGGCAACUGGCUGGACCAGGACGGCAACCCGGCCGAGCUCUACGUUCAGCGCACGCUGUUGUACCUCAUCCGGCGCAGCUACGGCUACAUCUACCAUCUCAUGAACUCGUCCGAGCCCGUGUCGGAGGCGCUGCUGCCCAUCUACAACCAGCUACAGACGCUGAAGCGAUGCUUGAUCGAGGUCAAGAAUUCGGGGGGCGUGAGCUCUGUGAGGGAGUUGUAUCCGUACAGCAUGAAGUUGAACUCGAUCGACAACAUGAGGGUAGAUGGCAAAUUCAUGGUUGGCGAUGACAUCCCUGAGGGUCAGGGGAGCGUCAGCGAGUUGCUUGCCGAGUGUUUUGAGCUCAACUACGAGCUAAGAGUGGCCGCCGAGGAGGCCGCCGAGAGGCGCGAAGACGAAGAAAGUCAGUCCUCUGCUCCGCAAACGACUGCCUCAUAA